CGAUGAUUUAGCGCAGCAACUAUUCGCAUCGAUCCGCCUCACUAUCAACCUAGUCUAAUUUCUGACCGUGUGUUCAGGCAGAUAUCUAUGGGUGGCAGACUGCGCAGUACUUAAUGCCCUGGUUAAGCUUCCCAGUAACUCUCCCCGAAAACAAAUGAAAUAAACAAGAAACCUCAAUGUCACGAUUCAAAUCAUCGCGGCCUCAUCCGCUCCCUCAGGAUAUCACCCCCGGUCCCAACCUCCCCUGGGAUCUCAUCGGACCGGGAGAAUCGCAUCUUCUCGCCGAACUAGAAAAACUCUAUUGGAUAGGAGUCAAACACGAACUACAGAAUAUCAUCCAGACACUCCGAUUCUGGCAACGCUCUGAAAAUUCACACGUCAGAGUCCCCGACGAGACGGAUGACCAUGUUUAUGGCUUCGAUACGUUCAUCGACCAGGUUUGUCGGGAGAGCAGAGAUCUUGCGGUUCGAUGUGAGAGGAGGCGUCGAAAAGAAGAAAAUAACUUCGUUACACAAGCUCAGCAAUACGAAAAUGCGGUGAAACAGGCGUUACUUGAUGUCAAAGCAGAGAGAGAUGCGAUGAGGGUUAGAGGGGAGGUCAGGCAUGAGAUCAAAAAUCUUCCGAAAUUGAACGGCCUCGAUUUUCGUGCGUGCAUGCUACUACAGGCUGAUGGGUUCCUGGACAUCGACAAGAUCACCGAAUACCGACCCCCUCGCGAUAAGACAGGGCCAAAGCCCCGUAUACCACAGCUAACCCUUUCAAUCAACGAACACCCCCAGCCCGAAUUCCAUCCUCUGCGCUGCUCAGCCUGCAACGCCACCAUCUACGACAGCAUGUUCACCAAGCAACCACCCACACCAAAGCCCUUUACCAUCUGCUGCGACUGCUACUGGACGCACCACUACGGCGAUCCCACCCUCGUCAAAGUCCACAAACAUUCGAUCCUGCAUGCCAUCGACGGACCUACCAGCAGACGGCUCUGCCAGUGCACAACAGUCCAACACUCUGAUGCGCUUGGCCGUCCGCGCAAUCUGUUCCCUCUCAACCUUGACGAUCGACAUAUCACGACCGGCAAGCUUCGUUGUCCACUGCUGGAUCUGACAGAUAUGGUUGCGCACGCGAAAUACCGCGGGUUGCUCGCCAGUGUGGGGGUGGAACCGCGAGGGUCUUUGGCGCGGGUGAUCGAGCGAGUCAAGUCGAUUAGGGUGGGAAGGGGAGAUAGAUCGAAUCGUGAGGAUCGAGUUGUGUCGGGGACUUUGCACGACAUGGAUCCAGGUGCAGGACACCCUGCAGAGGACGACAUCCCGGCGUUUUUCCGCCAUCGCGCAGACAAGAAUCCGUUUGGGGAAGUGCAUAUGGCGUUGCGGAUUGGGCCGUUGGUCAUUGAGAAUGGUGUUGAGGGUACCAAGUCAGGUGCCUUGAUAACCCUAAGAGAGAUGUCUGUUUUCCAUGAGAGCUUUCAGCAUGGAACACACCAGCCUGCACUUGCGGUUGAUGGAUCUCCAGAGAGAACUAUAUGGCAGCAAUCGCAACGGCCAAUCGAUAGCCCCAAGCGAUAUAACGCCAUCAUGAAGCAGGUCGUGGGAGUGCCGUUCUCCGGUCUCGCUGAUUCCGAGCAGAGCAGGGAGAAGAAAAUCAUCAAGCUCGUGAUAGAAGCUAGUCAAUCACCCACAGCCCUGGAAACAGACACUCAGCAAGAACUGGACUCGCGCAUCUCUCGCAUCCUCGAGCAACUGCAGCACCUCCUCGCCCCUCGAGUGAAAACCUACCUCUCCAGCAUCACCUCGCAGCUCCUGACCUCAACAACCACACUCACAUGGAACCCAGUAACGAACAACUGCACCCUCACCCCAGCCCCAAAAUCCAAAUACGACAUCCCACCCGGCCACAUCGACGAAUACCUCACCCACACCCCCUCCUCAGACCUCAUCGACACUCUAACCCAGUACUCCACCGACUGGGCAUCCUUCCCUCAACCCCUCUACCCUCACCAAGAGCUUUUCCCAUGGGACUGUACGGAAGGGUACGCUCGAUGCCCGACGCCCUGCGGAAGCUGCAACCUGGCCAAGCACGUCUGGGCGUUUCCGUUCGACUCGUGGUCUCUGGUUUCGAUGCACUUAGGUCGAGAGAGGUGUUUGUAUCCGAACCAAGACAAACAAACCCUCUCCUGGCUCCAAAACCGCCUCUCCAUCCUCACCGCAUCAUGGCUCCUCACCCGCACAGCAACCAGCAUGGCGCGAUCCUCUACCUUCGUAAACUCCCCUCUCUGGAUCCAUCAACCCCCGCGCUCUUCAUCUCCAUCCUCGCCAUCCAUCCAUUCGAUCCCUAGAGUAAAAACAGGGGGAGUCCACCGCGCCCAACCAAACAGCCACUCCUUCGAGCUCGGGACCAACGCACAUUUCUUUCUCGCAACCUGGGCAGGAAAGUCGGCUUACGAGCAACGGAGUGCGUAUGAGAAGGUAAGGGGAGAGAGGAUGAGGAUGCAGGAUGUUUUAUCUAGGACGAGGGGGAGGUUUCGAAAGAUAAAUACCUCUUCUUCCUCUACUACCUCAUCCUCCUCAUCUAACAAGGGAAAGAAGGAGAAGGAAAAGAAGAAGGCAGGAGAGAACUCUCCACCAAACCAGACCCGCGCAUACAAAGGCUUCGAAGGCGAGGAUAGUACGCGCUUUACGGGGAAUUUUCAGAUUUUCUAUAAUGCGUCGUAUACCCCUUUUUCUGAUGAUGGGGCUGGAGCAGGAGGGGAGUGCGUUGAUGCUCAGUUUGCGAGUAUCGUUGGGUUGGCCAGUAUUGGGCAGUUUGGGGCUGAUCCGGGGUAUGAUCCGGCGACGGAUCCGGGGGUGAAUUGCGCGACUGGGUGUGGGAGUUCGAGUGCUGGUGACUCUGGUCAUGGAGGUGGUGGUGGUUAUGGUGGAGGAGAAGGAGGUGGCUCUAGUGGUGGAGGAGAUGGAGGAGGCGGUGGAAGCAGUGGAGGUGGAGGUGGUGAUGGAGGAGGUGGUGGUGGUGGUGGUGGUGGAGGAGAUGGGGGAGGAUGA
Molecule: messenger RNA, 3032 nt
Organism: Aspergillus steynii IBT 23096
Lineage: Eukaryota; Fungi; Ascomycota; Eurotiomycetes; Eurotiales; Aspergillaceae
Exons: 8
Coding region: 177-3032 (951 amino acids)
Source: RefSeq, a predicted model, not a curated record